Molecule: messenger RNA, 1074 nt
Organism: Verticillium dahliae VdLs.17
Lineage: Eukaryota; Fungi; Ascomycota; Sordariomycetes; Glomerellales; Plectosphaerellaceae
Exons: 3
Coding region: 1-1074 (357 amino acids)
Biological process (GO): regulation of DNA-templated transcription
Molecular function (GO): DNA-binding transcription factor activity, RNA polymerase II-specific; zinc ion binding
Source: RefSeq, a predicted model, not a curated record
AUGGCAAACACGUUCCAGCCGGGCGGAAAUCCCGCUCAGGCCAGAUCUGCGGCGAAGCUCCGACGAAUACUCCCCGUACCAGCGCCUCCGAAGGUCGCUGGCCUGCUCAACUUCCAGCCGAUACCGUCUCCGAAGCGGAUCCCGAGACCGCCCAGGCAACGGACCUCAGUUAUCAGUGCGGCAUGCGAAGCCUGUCGAAAGCGCAAAGCAAAGUGCACGGGCGAGAGACCUGAAUGCCGCCCUUGUGUGAAGCGCGGGCAGCAGUGCGACUAUGCUACGGAGCCCGCGGAGACGAGGGCGCAGGCAAUGAGGCGACAACACGGGGCGUUUCUCAAAGAGAGGUCGGUCUAUGAGGAGCUCUACGGGGUGCUGAUGGAUCUCUCGGACAUUGACGCCAUGCACAUGCUGCAAAGGCUGAGGUCUGGGGUCAAAGUUGAGACCGCGGUUAGGCAGAUCAGCGACAGCGACCUCCUGCUGAACUGUUCGGGCUCCCAGGCAUCGAAUUCGCCACCACCCACGACGACUCACCGGCGUGGGAGAAGAUACUCGGACCCGGGACCCGUACCAGAAGAAGAAACCACUGAAUCAAUGUGUCGAGUGACCUUAUUCAACAUCCGCCUCUGCCCCUGCAAGGACAUCACCUGCGCCCUCGUCCGCCCCUUCGAGCUCGACGCAGCCCAGACUGCCAAGUUCCCCGCACGCGCCCACAUCCAUUCGGCGGACGAAGUCGUCCUGCCCGAGGGUCUGCCCUGCGCGAGCUUUUUCGACGCGGGCCACUUUGACGUCCUGGUCGCCUCGGGCGGGGGGGACCUCGCCCUGGCGCAGUCGGCCGUGCGUCUGUGCCGUGAGCUGAAGCCUGCUUCACUUGCCAAUGGCGACGUGACCGUGGCCGCGGAACUGUGUCCUGAUUGUGCUACUGGCUGUGACCAGCGGCCGCCCACGGAGCAGAUGAUCCGAGCGCGCCUCGAGGAGAAAACAAAGUGGGAGCGGAUGAGGGAAGAGGCUCAGGCCAGAAAGACAGAGGCUGCAAAGGAGCGUGCUCAGCAAAAGGCCAAGAGGGCGAAGGACCAGUAA